AUCAUAAAAAGUAAACGCUACAACAUCCCUUUAUAAGCUAAUCUCAUCGCAUGUAUAUGUAUAUGCAACAACAAUUUAUAAGAUAGUAGUAAUUCAAUUCAAGAAACGAUCACAGUUUAGGCAAAGAUAUGGGGAGCAGAUUUGUGUGGAAAAUUGUUUUGCUAUUGCUUUUUGUUGGAUGGCUCUUCAUCUGGAUAAUGUUACCUACAAAGACUUACAAAAAUUCAUGGACUCCCCAGCUCCAAAUCAAGCUCAACUCCACAUAUUUCAGAGAACAAGGGACAAAUCUUCUUUUAUUUACAUUUCCUAUAAUGUUGAUAGCUGCUUUGAGCUGCAUCUAUCUUCAUUACAGCAAGUCAAGUUCUGAUCAGAGAACUAAUGGCAAUAAUGGGCAAUAUUUUCGCUCGUGGAAACGGCCUGUGCUUGCGAUGGCUCCUCUAGGAAUUGUGAACGCCGUUGAGCUUGCUUUUGCUGUUAUGUUUAUCGCCCUUCUAAUUUGGUCUUUAGCCAACUACGUCUGUAUCAGCUUUGCCCAUCUCUAUAUGAGCAACCCUGGAGAGAAAGUGCUUUACAGCCCACCAUUUUAUCAUUUGAGUUUUGAUGGAACCUGGUUCCCAUGGAAUUCCAAGAGGGAUUCCAAAAAAGUUCCAUAUAAAUCUGGCCAAGUCUCCAUCAAGGAAGUGGAGGAAGCNUGGCAUUGCAGUCGGGAGUGCCUGGUGAUGGUCAGUGGAGGAAGCGGAAUUACUCCCAUGAUUUCCAUAAUCCGAGAGCUCAUUUACAGAAGCACUCAACCCAACACCAAAGUACCAAAGGUGAUACUAAUUUCAGCUUUCCAGAACACAGCUGAUCUCACAAUGCUAGACCUCUUACUUCCUGUCUCCUCCACUCCUGCUGAUAUUUCCAACUUGGAUUUGCAAAUCGAAGCCUAUAUUACUAGAGAAAAUGGACAAGAACAUAACGUUGAAAGUGCUCCUCACAAGCAACUCAUCCAAACAAUAGUGUUCAAACAUAAUCCAAAUGACUCCGCCAUUUCUGCAGCCCUUGGCCCAAGCAGUUGGCUAUGGCUCGGCGCAAUAAUUUCAUCCUCAUUUCUCAUGUUUCUCCUUUUGUUAGGCAUUGUCACACGUUACUCCAUAUACCCAAUUGAGCGCGAUGGCAGGCUCUAUCACUACAGUGCAAAAAUCAUUUGGGAUAUGUUCUUGGUUUGUGCCUCCGUUUUUAUUGUCACCAGCAUCAUUUUUAUGUGGAAAAAAGAGGACAAUGAAGCUGAAGGGAAACAAAUUCAGAAUGUGGAAUUAUCUACCCCAACAGGUUCACCUGCAGGUUUAUUAUGUGGUACAGCAAGGGAGCUCGAAAGUCUUCCUCACCAGUCUCUUGUUCAAGCCACUAAGGUGCAUUAUGGUGCUAGACCUGAUAUAAAAAGAAUACUUUUUGAUUGCAAAGCAUCAGAUGUUGGAGUUGUAGUUUGUGGGCCACAGAUCAUGAGACAUGAAGUUGCCAAAAUAUGUGCUUCUGGCUUGGCGGAAAACCUGCAUUUUGAGGCUAUCAGCUUUAAUUGGUGAUGUUUGGGUUUGUUACGUACGACAAAACAAGGACAAAUGUGUGGUUUUAGUACUGUUUCUUUUCAUUUUCUUUCUCGUUAAUUGCUACUCAAUUUGGAAGGAUUGACUUUUGGAUUGUUUGUUGUGUGCAAGUUUCUAAGAUAGGGUUAAGAAAGUUGUGUUGUACAGCAUAACCUGCUCAAAAGUUGUAUAAAAGCAAUACUGUUCUACGUAUAAAGAAAAUAAUGAGCAUUUUUACGUGAA
Messenger RNA from Nicotiana tabacum (common tobacco), 1805 nucleotides. The record is from RefSeq and is a predicted model, not a curated record. NCBI's taxonomy places the organism in Eukaryota, Viridiplantae, Streptophyta, Magnoliopsida, Solanales, Solanaceae.